CGUCAAGUCAAAGUCAACGUCGUCGAAAACAGACGCAAAAAAAGGAAAAGAUAUUUAUCAUAAUUUUCUAGAAAUUAAGUUAAUAAUAGGCUCUCCAUACCCCGCAACAACAAAAUUCGGAGAAAUGCGAGCGUGGAAUCUAAAACAAUGUUAUUACAUAGUGAUAGUUAUGGUAUUUUAUGUGUUCUACCAACCUGCAGAUAGUAGCGGGGCGGUACCUUUGACCAGUGAAAAUAUUGAUAUGACAUUAGCCUCCAAUGAAUUGGUGUUCUUAAACUUUUAUGCCGAAUGGUGUAGAUUUAGUAAUUUAUUAGCGCCAAUUUUUAAUGAAGCUGCUGAUAAGGUAAGAGAAGCCUUUCCUGAUGCUGGCCGUGUGGUGCUGGGCAAAGUUGAUUGUGAUAAGGAGACCUCCAUUGCUUCAAGAUUCCACAUAACCAAAUAUCCAACUCUGAAAAUAGUGCGCAAUGGUCAAUUGAGCAAACGCGAAUAUCGAGGGCAACGCUCGGCCGAAGCUUUCUUAGAAUUCGUUAAAAAGCAGCUAGAAGAUCCCAUCAAGGAAUUUAGCUCUUUGAAAGAUUUAGAAACUUUGGAUUCUAAGAAACGCAUAAUCAUAGGCUACUUUGAUCGUCGGGAUCAACCGGAAUAUGAUACCUUCCGCAAAGUGGCUUCGAAUCUCAAAGAUGAAUGUCAAUUUCAUGUGGGCUUUGGUGAUGCCGCCCAAGCCAUGCAUCCUCCAGGUGAUGAAAAUAAACAUUUAGGUAAUGCCUUAUAUAACUUAACUUUAGGCCAUCCGAUUAUUGUAUUCCGACCUGAUGUGGCGCUGAGUCAUGAAAAUGACGAAACCUUUACGGGAAGUCUUAAGAAUUUCGAUGAAUUGAAAAUCUGGAUUCAAGAGAAAUGUGUGCCCUUGGUGCGUGAGAUAACAUUUGAAAAUGCCGAGGAAUUGACCGAAGAAGGUUUACCCUUCUUGAUACUUUUCCAUCAUCCGGAUGAUACUAAUUCCAUAAAGGAUUAUAAGGCCAUCAUAGAGCAGCAAUUGAUGGAUGAAAAACAGAAUGUUAAUUUCUUAACGGCUGAUGGCAAACGAUUUGCUCAUCCUUUACAUCAUUUGGGCAAAUCAGAAGAUGAUUUACCCAUUAUAGCCAUAGAUUCAUUUAGGCAUAUGUAUUUGUUCCCCAAAUUUAAGGAUAUGUAUACGCCAGGCAAAUUGAAGCAAUUUUUGCAGGAUUUAUACAAUGGCAAAUUGCAUCGUGAAUAUCACUAUGGCCCAGAUCCUGUUACAAACGAAAUACAAAUCGAUGUGGCCUCAAAUACCGCUCCCCCAGAAUCAACGUUUAAGAAAUUAGGACCUUCCAAAAAUCGCUACACUUUGUUAACAAAAGAUGAACUGUAAAGGAAAUUUCUGUUAACUUUCAAAAACUCUUCCUUUCCUUCUGAGUCGACCACCACAAAAUUAUUCAAUUUUAGAUUUAAAGUUUAAUUUAUAUGUGGUUGGGUGGCUAACGAAGUUAUUCCAGUUUUCUUUCUUUAAAUUCCUUUAGCUAUAUGGUAAAAAAAACCAACAAUGUCCUACUUAUGUAUAUUUAUUUUCCCAUGCUAGAAAAGUUUUCAUUUCCUCCUCUUCUACUAAACCAAAAUAAUUUUCAUUUUCUUUGUUUUGUCCUUUAGAAAGUUUAACCUGUUUGUUUUUUUCCCUUCUCUUUUAUUGAUUUAAGCAAUAAUUGUGAUUUUUUGCCUUCUUAAGUGUGUGUGUGUGUUUAUUUGUUUAUAUUGAUACACUGAAAAAAGAAGCUACUUCUUGCUGAAUCUUGGUAAUACAUUUUUUGACCUAUGCUUAGUGGUAGAAAAAAUUCGCCUAACAACUUCUAGGUUUUAUUUAAACAAAAUCUAUGAAAUCUAAUUUAGGCUACGUAUAACUAAACAAGCAGUCCUCUCAACUUUUUUAUACAUAUAAAUCUAAAGUUCUUCUUUUAGUAGGCUACUUAUCUCUCCUACCUAUUUCCCUCUCCUUUGUUACAUUUUGUUUGUUCACAAUUGUAAUUACAAAAGAAAGCAACAUUAAAGAAUCGGUAUUCAGUUUGCUUCCCUGGCAUUUAAUUAA
Messenger RNA from Stomoxys calcitrans (stable fly), 2101 nucleotides. It is a transcript of the gene ERp44, whose product is annotated as endoplasmic reticulum resident protein 44. The coding region runs from base 125 to 1393 and encodes 422 amino acids. The transcript has 8 exons. NCBI's taxonomy places the organism in Eukaryota, Metazoa, Arthropoda, Insecta, Diptera, Muscidae. The record is from RefSeq and is a predicted model, not a curated record.